UGUUCGCGUACGUCUGUCUAACGGUGUACCGUGCGCGCGCAAUGCGUGUGGUGCUGCUGACGUCUCCUCGCGCCCCUCUCUCUCGGUGUCUCGAGGCGGCUCUCCGUCUCCCAUUUGGGCGUCAGGUGGCCGGAAGGAGCGGCUCGCGGCGGGAGGUUGCCCAGCCCGCGCGACUCCUCUUCGCACACAGGAACCGGGAGCGGGAGCGGCUGCGCUCCUGCUCGUGCCAUGCUCGUGCCCGGCGAAGGGCGCUCGUCCUUCCAGUCCGUCCGGCCACAUCCAUGACUGUGCGUUUUAAGGAUGGUGCAGAAAUCCCGCAACGGCGGCGUGUACCCGGGCGCGGGCGCCGAGAAGAAGCUCAAAGUGGGCUUCGUCGGGCUGGAGCCCGGCGCUGCAGACUCGGGCAGGGAUGGAGCGCUUCUCAUCGCCGCCUCCGAGGCCACGAAGCGCGGCAGCAUCCUGAGCAAGCCGCGCAGCAGCGUGUCGGGAUCGGGCAAACCGCCCAAGAGGAACGCCUUCUACCGGCGUCUGCAGAACUUCCUCUACAACGUGCUGGAGAGACCGCGCGGCUGGGCGUUCGUCUACCACGCUUACGUCUUUCUCCUAGUGUUUUCCUGCCUCGUCCUCUCUGUCUUCUCGACGAUAAAGGACUAUGAGAAAAGUUCCGAAGAUGCCUUGUACAUCCUGGAAAUCGUGACCAUCGUGGUGUUUGGAGUGGAGUACAUUGUGAGGAUCUGGGCGGCGGGAUGUUGCUGUCGUUACAGAGGAUGGAGGGGGCGGCUCAAGUUUGCCCGAAAACCCUUCUGUGUUAUCGACAUCAUGGUGUUGAUUGCUUCCAUCUCGGUGCUAGCAGCAGGGACCCAGGGCAACGUCUUUGCUACCUCUGCCAUCCGCAGCUUACGGUUUCUACAGAUCCUACGGAUGAUCCGGAUGGACCGCCGGGGAGGCACCUGGAAGCUCCUGGGAUCGGUGGUCUACGCACACAGCAAGGAGCUCAUCACUGCCUGGUACAUUGGCUUUCUGUGCCUCAUCCUGGCUUCUUUCCUUGUUUAUUUGGCUGAGAAAGGGGACAACAAGGAGUUUGAAACCUAUGCAGAUGCGCUGUGGUGGGGUCUGAUCACAUUGACUACAAUUGGUUAUGGUGAUAAAUACCCAGUAACGUGGAACGGACGGCUGCUUGCUGCAACUUUCACCUUGAUUGGAGUGUCUUUCUUUGCACUUCCUGCAGGUAUAUUGGGCUCUGGGUUUGCCCUGAAAGUUCAGGAGCAGCACAGACAGAAACAUUUUGAGAAGCGACGCAAUCCUGCAGCAGGACUCAUACAGGCUGCAUGGAGGUUUUACGCUACCAACCUCACGCGGACGGACCUGCUGUCGACGUGGAACUACUAUGAGCAGUCCGUUUCUGUCCCGAUGUACAGACUAAUCCCACCUUUGAAUCAACUGGACCUGCUUCGAAAUUUGAAGAGCAAGUCUGGGCUGUCCUUCAGGAAGGAGCCCCAGCCCGAGCCCUCCCCCAGUAAUGACAGUUCAUGCAAAGAGAAUCUAUGUGGUUGCUGCCCAGGAACAAAUAGUCAGAAGGUGAGCCUGAAGGAGAGGGUGUUCUCCAGCCCUCGGAGCUCAGGGCCCAAGGGCAAGAGCUCCCCCCAGGGGCAGGGCAUGCGCAGGUCCCCCAGUGCCGACAACAGUAUCGAGGACAGCCCCGGCAAGGUGCCCAAGAGCUGGAGCUUCACGGACCGUAGCCGUACCCGGCAGGCCUUCCGCAUCAGGGGGGCGGCGUCCCGCCAGAACUCAGAAGUGCUGAUUGAGAUGCAGGAUGAAGAUUUCAGAUUGAAGAGCUCACCAGAAGCCAGCCUUCCUGGAGAAGAUAUUGUAGAUGACAACAAGAGCUGCCACUGUGAAUUUGUUACACAGGACUUGACUCCAGGUCUCAAAGUUACAAUAAGGGCUGUGUGCAUUAUGAGGUUCAUGGUCUCCAAGAGGAAGUUCAAGGAAAGCCUGAGGCCUUAUGACGUGAUGGAUGUCAUAGAGCAGUACUCAGCAGGCCACCUGGACAUGUUGGCACGGAUCAAAAAUCUACAGUCAAGGAUAGAUAUGAUUGUGGGCCCCCCUCCACUCUCAACUCCCCGCCAUAAGAAGUAUGCAACCAAAGGAACCAAAGAGUCACCCCAAUACUCUCCUAGAGUUGACCAGAUUGUUGGUAGAGGUGGUCAGAUAGCAGAUAAAGACCGACCAAAAGGCACAGCAGAGGGAGAAAUUCCAGAGGACCCAAGCAUGAUGGGACGUCUGGGGAAGGUGGAGAAACAGGUGAUGUCCAUGGAGAGGAAGCUAGACUUCUUGGUGAACAUCUACGUGCAGCGCAUGGGCAUCCCGCAGUCGGAGACGGACGCCUACUUUGCAUCCAAAGAGCCUGACCCAGCGCCGCCCUACCACAGCCCAGUGGAGAGCAGAGAGCAGAUGGAGAAGAGUGGCUCCAUCACCAAGAUCAUUCGCUCCAGCAGCUCAGGCCAGAAGAAUUUUGAACCUUUGCCCACAGCUGUAGCUCCCCAUGGCCACUGCCCCCCGUCCACUUCCUGGCAUCAACAUCCCAUAAGCGAGUGUCACCAGCGCAGCCUGGGCAGCUCGCCCGUGGGGGACCCCUCCCUGGUGCGCAUUCCCCCUCCUCCAGCCCACGACCGCUCGUCCGGAGGGCACAAUGCGAGCACCCGGGGUAGUGCGCCUGAGGAUGGGCGGCAGCAGCAGGACAGCGCACUGCGGGAGAGUGACACAUCUCUGUCCAUCCCUUCGGUGGACCACGAGGAGCUGGAGCGCUCUUUCAGUGGUUUCAGCAUCUCCCAGUCCAGAGAGAACCUGGACUUCCUCAGCGGCGGCUACUUCGGCGGAGUGGCCCUGUGCGCCAAGGUCCGGCCCUACAUCGCUGAGGGAGAGUCCGACACCGACUCCGACCUCUGCACCCCCUGUGGCCACUCGCCUCACUCGACGGCUGGAGAGGGACCGCUCACAGAUAGGGGGUGGUCAGGCACCAAGUAGAGCCCCCGCAGCACCCCUGGCCUGAAGUGGGCCAGGAAAUGUAAGUGGUCCCAAUGAGGAUGAGCACUGCGUUCCUCGCAAGAUGCUUGUGCUUCUGAUUGGCAGCAUCCAGCAUAACUGCUGAGGAGUUUGGGCUACGCUCAGUGCAGUUGGAGGUCCUAGCUGGACAUCCCAUAACGAGUCUCUGACCUUAAUCCGAGGGAAGUCACGGUCAUUUUACUCAUCGUUGUCUACAUCUUGCAGUACUACAUUGCUUUGACCGGUCACGUAAAAGUGAUUCCAUGUCUCCGAGUCCGGCUCUGUUGUCACUUCCGUUGACGAGUGAAUGUGACUCGUGACACGCGGAAAGAUCACUCCCGCUCGAGGAGCCGGAUGCGGGGUUUCGAUGUACAACGAGACGUUCUUUCACGUGCACACACUUUGACCGCAACUCUCCAUUGACCUGAUAACGAGUAACUAUCCCACGACCCUUCUGUAUUGCCCAAAUGCCUGGCAUUUAGUUCUUUCGUUCAAAAUGCUGUUAAGGAUGCAGGGCAGCGGGGCUGUUAGAGCAAAGGGGGUCGGUCUGCAUGCGAGUUAAAGCAUGUCACUAUUGGGAAUGCAUAUCCGAACAACUUUUCGAGAAAUAUCAGGAAAUAUGCUGCAGAUCUCGGUACCUGCACUUUGAAUGUGGUCUUGGGCUGAGUUCUGAGUAGGGAGAAGACCUACUGUUUUGUUCUUGUAACACUGCAGGACCCCCGCAAAGCCAUUUUUUUCUUACUGUACAACAGAAACAUUUAUUGGAUGCUCUUACUCUGUAUAAUCUAAUAAAUACAUUAGCUGGAAACUGUAUAAACUGUAAACAAUGCUGUUUGACAUAAAGGGGGAAAAUAUUUGGUUCUAAUACAAUUUACUCAGCAAAAAUGUAUUUAUUUAGUAGCAUUUAUUGAUUUCAUAAGUGUUUUUUUCCCCCUCAAAUAAAAAAGGUUUGCAUGUCACCUGCUGGAUUAAUUAUAACUGAUGUAGAAACCCGUGCAGUUUAGUAAGAAAAUACAGAAAACAAAAAAUGUAUUUUACCUCAGUCUUUUUAUAAACAACUAUCUUUAUAGUUCUGCUACUGAACUGGGGGUAAGAAUCAGCUGACAGGUUUUAAAAGAGCGUUGGUUAUUUAAUUUUCCGUUAAUUUAAAAAGUGGAUCAGAUGUAGCCCAUAAUAUCUAUGGCAUGACAUGACACAGUGCACAUAACUUGAGUGUUUUCAGAAAUAGCGAAAGGACUAUUGUAACCGUGUAGUACAAAGUGUAUUAGUGUAGUAAAUCUCGCAGCGUAAAGUGAUGGUUGCCAAGAAUAAGAGAUUCAUACCCAGAAUGCGCUCCCAGCGAAACGCCGCGAACAUUCCUUUGAAAUACCAUGUAUACCUGCACUGGCAUUCCCCCGGCUCUUGUUCUGUCAUCAGUUGAGCGCUCAGAUGAACACAGAAUGUGGGAAAAACACACCUUGUUCAAGGCCAGCAGGAGAACUGCACACGUGGAGCCUAAAAUACAGUGCUGCUUGAAAGUAUGUGACCCCUGUAGG
Messenger RNA from Scleropages formosus (Asian bonytongue), 4580 nucleotides. Its product is annotated as potassium voltage-gated channel subfamily KQT member 2-like. The record is from RefSeq and is a predicted model, not a curated record. Gene Ontology annotation, molecular function: voltage-gated potassium channel activity. Gene Ontology annotation, cellular component: membrane; voltage-gated potassium channel complex. Gene Ontology annotation, biological process: potassium ion transmembrane transport. Lineage: Eukaryota; Metazoa; Chordata; Actinopteri; Osteoglossiformes; Osteoglossidae. The transcript is spliced from 18 exons. Bases 301 to 3027 code for a protein of 908 amino acids.